Messenger RNA from Blepharisma stoltei, 2152 nucleotides. The record is from the annotation of a GenBank genome assembly. NCBI's taxonomy places the organism in Eukaryota, Ciliophora, Heterotrichea, Heterotrichida, Blepharismidae.
AUGUUUUUGUACUCUGGGUUUUCGCUCAAUAACCUAGGACAAUAUGACGCUUGCAAUGAUAUGGAAGGCACUAAGUACCUUCUAAUUAUGAUUUAUCCUUUUCCAGUAAUGGGAAUGGCACUAUGCGGACCAGAAGUGUGCACAAUUGAAGACUAUGAAAAAAUGCUGAAUGGUCAAUUUGCAUUAUCGUCAGUAAUGCCAGACAUUCAUGCUUUACGUAGCAAUCUCACAGCAAGCAUCAAUUUUCCUAUGAUUUUUCCGAAGGAGUAUAUAGAUGACAAUUUUGAAGACUAUUCAGCUGGGGUUAUACUUAUGAUUCUUUUUAUUUCUAUAGUAGCAACAGUGUGUAUUAUUGCGACCAGUGUUGACUUUUAUAUGAGCACUGUUACAAAAAAUCAAGGAAAACAGCCAAAUAGUGUCCCUAUAGUUAUUAAAUAUCUCUUGUGUUUCUCAUUUAUGACAAACUUCCAAAAGCUAUUCACAAGCCGAAGCCAAGAAAAACUUGGAAAAAGAGACACUUUGGACAUCCUUAAUGGAGUAAGAGUUAUGUCAAUAGGCUGGGUUAUUUAUGGCCAUGUCAUUUUUUUCUCCUGGACCCAAGGAGUUCUAGUCAACGCAUCAGAUAUAAUCAAUUUCUUAAAAGGGCCAACCACAGUGGUUCCUUUAUCCGGAACUUAUGCUGUUGACUCCUUUUUUUGGCUUUCCGGGCUAUUAGUAGGCUAUUUAUUAAUCCUCGAAAUAAAUAACUCCAAAAAAAUGAACUGGCCAAUGGUCUAUAUUCACCGUUACCUUAGUCCCCCUCCCUAGGUUAUUUUUUUUUUUAAAAAAAUUUAUAUAUAAAUUAUAGAAAAAAAUUUUCGAAAUUUGAAAAAAAUCCUAUUUGAAAGCAAAUAUUAAUUUAAUUUCUAAAAUAUAUGUUUUUAAAUCGCAAUUUGUUUUAAAAUUAAAUAAAUUAAUAGAGAUUUCAUUAUAGUAAGUAUUAUAUCAAAAAUUUUUUCGCUCAUGGAGGCGGAUUUUGGGCAAAAAAUAGGGAUUUUUCUAAUGUUUUUCUUUGCUAAUGGAGGGGGGAGUCAGGAUAAUUCCUUUAUAUAUGUUUGUAUUGCUAUUUUUUUGGGCUUUACAAAAACAUAUAGGAGGUGGUCCGCUUUGGUUUGAAGGCGACAACAUUAAUGCUGGUUGCAAAAAUCAUUGAUGGACAAAUCUAUUAUUUGUCAAUAAUGUUGUGCCAGAUUGGAAAGGAAGCAGCUGCUUAAACCAAAGCUGGUACUUGGCCAAUGAUAUGCAAUUUUUUAUUCUAACUCCGCCGAUUCUUUAUAUAUACCAUAAGUACAAUAAAUAUUUCGGCUGGGCUGUCCUGUGGGCUUUGACUGGGAUUUCGAUUUUGGUAACAGGACUAAUAGCGCAUCAUUUUACACUGAAUGCGAUGCCUACUGCACAAAUCAAUGGGAUUAACUAUUUUCAAUAUUAUUAUAACAAGCCGUAUUGUAGAGUAGCUCCUUAUAUCAUGGGAAUCAUUACUGGGCUAGUGAUUUAUGCUUAUAGAGCUUACAAAGAUAAAAAAAAUUAUUAUGACCCUGUUUCCAUUUGGAUUGGAAAUAAACUUGAAGACCCACUCAUUAGAUAUGUAUUUGGCUUCAUCGGGCUUAGCCUCAUAUCAAUCCUAGUGUGGGUUCAAUAUGAUACCUUGGAGUAUCCAGGCACAUUAAUGGAAUACUCUCAUUGGUCCCAUUCCCAAAAUGAAGCAUUUGUCACUCUUUGUAGGCCUCUCUUUGGCUUAGGACUGACCUUGUUAUUGCUCCCAUCCUUGCUUGGCCAUUUUAAUUUCAUCACAUGGGUUCUUUCCUGGGACAUAUGGACACCUCUUGCAAGACUGACCUUUGCAGUCUAUUUAAUCCAUGUGAACGUCAUUGUAAUUUGUUAUGGAAGCCAAAAAGCAUCAUACAUGCUUGAUGAUUUUACUGUUGUAAAAGAUACCAUUUUUUACUUUGUGGUUUGCUAUAUCCUGGCAUUGCCUUUUGUGCUUAUGAUUGAAAUGCCAGCACUUGCGGUAGAGAAAAUGGCGUUUUUAAGGGCAAGAGCGAAGCCAAAUGUGGAGCAGGAAAAUAAGUCAGUAUUAUUGCUGCCGGUAGAAGGAAAGAAAGAAGCUAAUUAG